Penicillium soppii is the source of this 378-nucleotide messenger RNA. RefSeq lists its product as uncharacterized. The transcript is spliced from 2 exons. Lineage: Eukaryota; Fungi; Ascomycota; Eurotiomycetes; Eurotiales; Aspergillaceae. The record is from RefSeq and is a predicted model, not a curated record. Gene Ontology annotation, cellular component: cytosol. Bases 1 to 378 code for a protein of 125 amino acids. Gene Ontology annotation, molecular function: protein-disulfide reductase [NAD(P)H] activity.
AUGACAAUCACCAAGAAUUUCAUUCUCCCAGGCUCGGUGCAAGAGCUUCCCGUUGGCCCAAACUCAAAAUUCUUUAUUGCCUUCGUCUCCUCAUCAGAUCCCAUCACCAAGCAGGCCUGGUGCCCAGACGUACGCGCCGCCCUGCCACAUAUCAACGAAGCUUUUGACACCGAGGAUGCCCCAGCUCUAGCUAUUGUUGAGGUGGGCCAGAAGCCUGAGUGGAAUAACCCACAAAAUGCCUAUAGGACAACUUGGAGCACCAAGAACAUUCCGGCCCUGGUCCGCUACGAGUAUGUCAAUGGAGAGGUAACUGAAACGAAGAGGCUAGUGGAGGGUGAAAUUCUGAAUAAGGAAAAACUUCAAGACUUCAUGAUUUGA